AGCCCGAGCAGUGUUACAGUUCUCAGAUCGCCUUCUCUCAACAAGCGGCUGGUUUGCACUGGGCCUCCCGGACUCUCUUUCAAAAAAUGGAGAAGCGGGAUCGCAGCUGCUGAAACGGGCCCAUGGGAGGUGUGAGGGCUGGCACGCGUGAUGGUGGGGCCCUGUGGUGGGGUGCUCAGCGCUGACUUCCCACUGGGCGGCCUGAUCCCCCGGAUGUGGUGAAGAUCCUAAUGUGUGAAAAAAUGAAGUCCCGGGCGACCAUGAUUUGCUGUUUAAUGUUAUUUCUGGCCACGGAGUGUUCUCACUCCAGAUCCAAGAUCCAAAUAAAAGAGGAAUAUAACCAUCAGCAUCCUGAAGAGAAAUCCAAGGCUGAAAGUAUACAAGAGAAAUGCCAUGGACAUUGUACUGCUUCUUCCAACUGCAGCCAGUCCUGUGCUCAGCACUUUCAUGGAGAAAUAGGAUUUACAUGUCAUCAGAACAAGUGGCAAAAAUCAACUGAAACCUGUACAAGCCUUUCCGUGGAAGCACUCUUUAAGGACUCAGAUAGUGCGUCACGCCUUUCUCUGGCAGCAGCAUCUAUACCUCUGCACAUUCCUGACUUUCAAGCUCUAGCCACCAUCGGGAGCGUCUCUCAAGGACUCCGCAAGCACUGCCCCGUUGAUUAUGCCUGCAUAGUCGAUGCUGUGGAAUCAUCAGAAGCCACAUCUGGAAAUAUCGCCUUUAUAGUGGAAUUAUUAAGAAAUAUUUCUACAGACUUGUCUGAUAAUGUUACUCAAGAGAAAAUGAAGAGCUACAGCAAAGUGGCCAGCCACAUUCUUGACCCAGCAGCCAUUUCAAACUGGACUUUCAUUCCAGACAAAAAUGCCAGCUCAGAUUUGUUACAGUCAGUGAAUUUGUUCGCUGGGCAACUCAGCAUCCAAAAUGAAUCAGAGAACAUUGUGGAUGAAUUCUUCAUUCAGACGAAAGGGUUUUGCAUCAACCACGAUACCUCAGAGAAGAGUUUCAGUUUCUCCAUGAGCAUGAACAAUGCAAGAGAAGGUGUCUUAGGAAUGAUAGAAAUUCCCAGGCAUGAGCUGCAGAAGUUGCCACCAAAUGCAUCCCAAGCCAUCAGCGUAGCUUUUCCCACCUUGGGGGCAGUUCUGAAAGAAGCCCACUUGGAGAAUGUGAGUCUUCCCAGGCCAGUAAAUGGUCUGAUUCUUUCCGUGAUUUUGCCAGACAGAUUGAAGCAGAUCUUACUCACCUUUGAGAAGAUCAACAGAUCCCAGAAUUCCAGGGCCCAGUGCGUUGGCUGGCACUCCAGAAAAAGGAGGUGGGAUGAGAAUGUGUGUGAAACGAUGUUGGAAAUCACGGACAAAGUGAAAUGCCGGUGUAACUACACUAGUGUGAUGAUGUCUUUUUCCAUUCUGAUGUCCCCCAAAUCUAUAGACAGUAAAGUCCUGGACUAUAUCACCUACAUUGGGCUCAGCAUCUCCGUCCUUAGCUUGAUUCUUUGCCUGCUCAUUGAAGCCACUGUGUGGUCCCGGGUGGCUGUGACAGAGAUAUCAUACAUGCGUCAUGUGUGCAUCGUGAACAUCGCUGUAUCACUCUUGACGGCUAAUGUGUGGUUCAUCAUAGCCUCUAACUUUAACAAGAAGGCUCUGGAUGACCACUGGUGUGUUGCAGUGACAUUUUUCAGCCACUUUUUCUACCUCUCUGUGUUCUUCUGGAUGCUCUUCAAAGCACUGCUCAUUGUUUAUGGAAUAUUGGUCAUUUUCCGGAGGAUAAUGAAGUCCCGCAUGAUUGCCAUUGGCUUUGCCAUUGGCUAUGGGUGCCCGCUGGUCAUUGCUGUCACCACAGUUGCUGUCACAGUGCCAAAGAAAGGCUACAUGAGACCUGAUGCCUGUUGGCUUAACUGGGACAAUACCAAGGCACUCUUAGCCUUUGCCAUCCCAGCCUUGGUCACUGUGGCUGUGAACCUUACCGUAAUUGUUGUCGUUGCUCUCAACACUCAGAGGCCCUCGAUUGGCAGUUCCAAGUCUCAGGAUGUAGCCGUAAUGAUGAGGAUCAGCAAAAAUGUUGCCAUCCUCACCCCACUGCUGGGACUGACCUGGGGUUUUGGAAUAGCCACCCUCAUAGAAGGCACUUCCCUGAUUUUUCACAUCAUCUUUGCCUUGCUUAACGCUUUCCAGGGGUUCUUCAUCUUGUUGUUCGGAAUCAUUAUGGAUCACAAGAUAAGAGAUGCUUUGAGGGUGAGGAUGACUUCAUUGAAGGGGAGAUCAAGGGCAGCAGAGGUAAGCCUCUCCCUUUCAGUCUCAAUACUGGAGGGGCGGCAUCUUCAGCAGAGUUAUGAAGAAAACAUUACAGCUUAGUAUUCAGGAUUUGUUAGCAAAGAGAAUCAUUAGGGCAUACCUUCAGUCCUUCAUUUCUUCAUCCAACAAAUGUGGAGUAUCCCACUAAAGUUUAAGGACAGUAGAAUAUAUCCCAAGAGAAUUUUCCACAUUGGAUGUCUUUCAACUUCACAGGUAGACCAUUGAGAUGGGACAACAUGAGCCCACGAACAUAGAUUCAUAAAAAAUGUGAGAACUGAGAAAUGAGAGAUGACUUAGAUAUGAGAUUCGAGUUCAACCUUGUCAUUUUAUAGGCAAGGAAACCAAGGCCCACAGUACUGAAGAGCUUUGCCUAGAGCCACCCAGCGAAUCAUGAGCACUAGCCUUCUCCUUGCCCAGGGCUCCUCAGUAAACCACACUCCUUGGAUUGAAGUAUCUGUCCAGUAGUCUCCCCUCAUCCCCAGUUCUGCUUUCUGUGGUCAACCGCAGCCCAGAAGCAGAUGAUCCUUUUUGUGGCUUCUGGUCAGAAGGUCAACAGUAGCCUACCCCUAUGUCGCAAUGCCCACCACAAUCCCCUCACUUCAUCUCCCCAUGUAGGCGUUUUGUUACCUCAUGUCAUCCCAGAAGAAGGGUGAGUACAGCACAAGAAGAUAUUUUGAGGGAGAGAGACCACAUUCCCAUAACUCUUGCAAUAAUAUAUUAUUACAAUUGUUUUCUAUUAUUAUUUUGUCAAGUUCUUCUGUGCCUAAUUUACUAUCAAGUAUAUAUAUAGGAAAAAUAAUGUAUAUAGGGUUCAGUACUAUCUGCAGCUUCACACAUCCAACUGGGGAUCUUGGAAUGUAUCCCUCAUGCAUAAAGGGGGAUGACUAUUCUUAUUGAUCUUGAAGAUGACUUUUGACCAAACUAUUAGUACUUUAAGGUCCCAAUUAAAAUUGCCACCAUUGCUACAUUAAUUAGAAAGAAGUUAUUUACCAAACCAACAGUUUCUCAGUAUAAUUCUUUUAAAAAUAAACAGAAACUUUGUGGACAUUUUGAAAGUCAGCAUUAUAGUUAGCUAGUAUUGAUCAUGACUUUUAGUACCAUAGGUCAUCGAUUUGAAGAUAGGCAUUUUCUUCACUUUUUAACAUUUCUGAAAUUGGAAUACAUCUUAUGAUCAAUGGCAUGUCAUGGUUUAAUUGGCAAAUUGUGUUUUUUUUUUGUUUUUUUUUUGUUAGUGGAACAUAAAAAUAACAAUGUAGCUUCCCAUGUCAGAUUCAGUGAAAUACAUUAAUUUAAUUCUGGGUAGCUGUGUCAACUUGGGUACUACUCUUCAUGUUUCCAUUUUCACAUGUUUAUCUCUAGGCAGGCAUAUUCAUAAAUAUAAAUAUGUGUGCAUUUUUGUUAAUCCGCUACUCGCUGACAUCACUGUUAUCUUCCCUCGCCACCACCCCACUUAGAAUGCUUCGUUAAAACCAAACAACGGAUCUAAGUUAACGCAUCGUGGAGGAUGACACGUGAGUAUUAAAA
Molecule: messenger RNA, 3812 nt
Organism: Manis javanica (Malayan pangolin)
Lineage: Eukaryota; Metazoa; Chordata; Mammalia; Pholidota; Manidae
Source: RefSeq, a predicted model, not a curated record